UACUUUCCGAGACUCCCCUUGCUGUUUGAAUCGUAAAGAUUGCAACUCUACGGACCUCCCUUGCAAUUUUGAUAAAAUACACAAUGACGAGUUUGGAAUGGGUGUGCAUGCCGCGCAGCUAUGAAGUGUGCAAAAACCACUUGCCAGCUAUAUUUGUUCAGGAACAUCCGCUCAAACGUGAGUUGGCAACACCCAUGCAAGACAGCAAGAGCAAGCCUUUGAGUUUGGCUCUAGAGGGAACUGAUCCACUCACUCAAUUUGCUCGCCAACAAGAGUUGGAGCUAAGUGAUAGUAAAAUCUCCAAUGAAUAUGAGCUAAAGACAAAGCGCCGUGAGCGUGAUCGAAUUGAGCCGGAGGAUAAUACCCUGCAAUGGAGCAGUCGUCGGCUGGGUAUUUUAAACCGAUUCAACACGAAUGAGAAGUUGUCUCUGUCCACAAGUUUUCUAGUUUCCUCCUCCUCUAGCUCGGAGGGCAUCGGAGAGAACAUCAAAGCACAGACCGUUGUGGCCGAUAAGGUUAAGUACCGUCUGGAGCAAUUGGAUCAUUUUGAUGACUGCAGCAUGCGUCAUAUGAUGGACCUCACUCAACAGGAGUAUAUCCAACGUUUUGAGCAACUAAAACAGGAACUUAUACAAUCGUGGCAUAGCGACCAGCGCGUUAAGGCCCUAAAAAUAGCAAUUCAGUGUGCUAAAAUGCUGGCCUACACUACGGUGCUCCAGUUUUACCCCAGCCAGUAUGUCCUUAUCACAGAUAUAUUGGAUGCUUUCGGAAAGUUGGUUUAUGAUCGACUGCGUGCCAAGUGCAAUGGUGGUAUUGGCAUCUCCGCAGCGUCGUUAGAACGGGAGCGUGAAGCAGCACGAGACACUUGCCAAAACUGGUUUUACAAGAUCGCCUCGAUUAGAGAGUUAUUGCCUAGAUUGUAUUUGGAAAUGGCCAUUUUCAGGUGCUAUGAGUUCCUUCCGACGGAAAAAAGGAAUUACACGAAAUUGUUGCAACGACUAACCCGUCAAUUAAGAGGUAUAGCCGAUCCCUUGGUUUCUAUCUAUGCCCGCUGCUAUUUGGUGCGAGUGGGCGUGCCUGUGACACCAGAUAGAACUUUUAUUAAGGAGAACUUUGCAGAUUUGUUCAUAAUCUAUCCUCAGAUUUUUCGUUAUGUUUCACGCUUCAAUCUACAUCCCGAAAUCAUAACAGCUACGUCGUACUUGCAGCUUUAUGCCCCGGCAAUCGACUAUAUGCUUCUCUGCUUAGUACACAAAACUGAUUUACAUGCACAGGAAAUCGUCCAGGAAUGUAAAAAACUAAAGAACAAUGGAGCCAUUUUCAUGUCCAUCCUCAACUCCUUGAAGCCGGAAUUUAUAGCUGCCAAUGCCUUGGAUUUCAUAGAAGUGAUCAACAACUGCGAGACUCAAGGAGUGUCCAAAUCUCAACUACUGCGAUCUUUGGGUAGCUGUGUCAGCAGCUGUGCCCCAUUGCAAGAGCAGCGAGCUUUGUUUCUGAAAGCAGCAUUCGAAACCAUCAAUAAGCUGACCGAUCCCAAUGAAUACAUCAAUUGCGUAGAAACUUGGGCCGUCUUUGUGGCCCAGUACUUUACGAUCCACGAGGUGAAUCGCUUGUUGGGUGAACUCAAUGGUCGUAUGUGCCUGGGCAAGGCCUAUGAAAAGCACUAUGCCCAACUUCAGUUAAUUCUUUCUAAGAUUAUGCAAAACUAUGGCAACAUAGAGUUACUGCUAAUCCAGCCAAACUUUCUACCCUAUGUCGAUCUAUUCCACAAUGAAUCUGUCCGGGUGGAGGUGUGCAAAACCAUUCUGAAUUACUACAAACAAAACAGUGAGGAACACUCUUCCGAUCCGGUGGUCAACAAUGCCCUUAUGUAUCUUGGAAAAAUUCUAAAUGACUCUGUCAAUGCCCUUACCGUAGAGGAUGAGCGUCGUCAGAUUUCACAACUCAUUAACGUGUUUAUUCAUAAGGUCCAUUUUGGCCACGAUCUCGAGCAACAGCUUAGCUUCUAUGUGGAGGCCAGGGGCAAUUUUGGCAAUCUGGAUGCUGUCUAUGUAAAAUUAGUUCAUGCUGCCUGCAAGUUGGCCAAACGUAGCCGAUCCAAAUCCACGGGCUUUGUCAAAGCCUGCAUUGCCUAUUGCUUCAUAACUAUUCCGAGCAUCUCGUCUGUGCAGCAGCAAAUGGAUUUGUAUUUGCUGUGUGGUCAGCUAGCCUUGCAUUAUCUCUGUCUGGGACAGGCCGAUGCCUGUUUUGAGGCCGCAUUGGAUUUGGUAAACGAUUUGCCAGCGGCAAUCGUUGAUUUGGAUGGCAAGCCACGAAGUCUAGAACGGUAUCUUGUGUCAUAUCUCUGCAAUAUGUUAGCCACUUUGAUUGUAGUUCCGGAUAGCCCGGAGCAAGGAGUGUUAUAUUUUCUGCGUUUGCUAUUAGAUGUAGUGGGCAGGCGCAAUUUCAACGCCAACAGCACGGCUCCGAGUAUUAUCUAUUUAAACGCCUUAGACAUGCUUUAUGCGCAGAGCCUUGAGAGAUUUCCCUAUCACAUAGAUGGAGUGGUUUCCAAUGAUGCUUUAUAUGGACAUGACCCCAAGUUUAUAAACGAGAUUAACCAUCUCUGUUGCCAGGUUGUGGACUCUAUUCUUAUGCAACUAAAAUCCUUGGGCUUGGCUCAGCAGCAGCGUUCGCAAUCCGAAAUCUCAUUGGAUCUAUUUCUACGUAUUGUCCGGUAUGCAGACUUGGAAAAGGAAACAAUCUUUCAGUUGGCCCUUAAUCUCUGGUUUUUGGCCAACAAAAAUCAUACUCAACUGGAUGUGAAGACAAUUCCGCAAACAUUACGCAAUGUGGAAUAUGUUUACAAACUGAUCAAAGACUCAUCGCCCCAACGUGCUAAUGUUUUGGCCAAGUUGCUGCUACGCAUGCGCAACAACUAAAGACUUGGUAAGGCAUCGUCGAGGUUUCUCUCCACUCUGUGCACAUUCCAUAUGCUUAGGAUAUCUUGAACUCCUCCCUAUUACCUCUCCCAGUGUAAUCAAAGGACACAUAAGUUAUAUAGUGCUUGUAAAAGCACAAGUUUUUUGAGUUUGCGUUUAUUUGGAAAUUGAUAAAUUGCUUAGGCCCUCUUUAGUCACAGCCCACCUUUACCUAGUAGCAAUUCAAGCUGUGCGUGUGGUAAGACGAUUACACAAAGUUGCCUACCUGAAAGUCAAAGACUAAUCAUCUAAAAUAAAGUUACAUUUAUCUUCGUUUUUUUUUACAUAUAGGUGUAAAAAUAUUAA
Molecule: messenger RNA, 3266 nt
Organism: Drosophila willistoni
Lineage: Eukaryota; Metazoa; Arthropoda; Insecta; Diptera; Drosophilidae
Product: VPS35 endosomal protein sorting factor-like
Exons: 11
Coding region: 84-2921 (945 amino acids)
Biological process (GO): endocytic recycling
Cellular component (GO): endosome
Source: RefSeq, a predicted model, not a curated record